Capronia epimyces CBS 606.96 is the source of this 813-nucleotide messenger RNA. RefSeq lists its product as uncharacterized. Gene Ontology annotation, biological process: cytoplasmic microtubule organization. NCBI's taxonomy places the organism in Eukaryota, Fungi, Ascomycota, Eurotiomycetes, Chaetothyriales, Herpotrichiellaceae. The record is from RefSeq and is a predicted model, not a curated record. Gene Ontology annotation, molecular function: microtubule plus-end binding. Gene Ontology annotation, cellular component: nucleus; cytoplasm; microtubule plus-end. The transcript has a single exon. The coding region runs from base 1 to 813 and encodes 270 amino acids.
AUGUCGACUUCGACUCCAGCGGAUAUCCCUGUCCAAAUCAUUGUUCCCAACGACGCAAACCCCAAUGCCGUUCCUCUACUGGCUGCCGAACGACGCAUCACACCGUCAUGGACCAUCGCACAAUUAAAAGCCAAACUCGAACCUGUUACGGGAAUACCGGCUGGCGCUCAGUCACUCCGCACCAGAGGUUUGGAUGGAGCCUGGAUCAGUCUAGCCGACGAGGCUUCUAUUGCAGGCGAUACAAGAUACGCCUUACGUAGAGGUUCGGAGAUAGAAGUCCUCGACGCCCGGCCGCCCAGCGCACGCCAAACCAUCAAUUUCUCCGACCUGUCCUCUGUUGAGAAAUACCAAAUGCCCGAAUCGCAAUACGAGAAACUCGAAAACAGUGUGCUCGCGUGGAAACGGCGCCAAAAUCUUGGCCGGUUCGACCCCAACGUGCAAUCCCUGGAGGCUCAGGCGCAUAAUCGUCGUGAGCAUGACGAGAUGGAGGUCGCCGUCCGGGGCAUCAAGGUUGGCCUGAGGUGCAGAGUAGGCAAGGCUGAUGGGCGGAGAGGCGUGGUCCGAUUUACAGGGGAAAUCCCGGGGCUGGGCGGCGCCAAGGAGGCAGGCUGCGUUUGGGUAGGGGUCGAGCUUGAUGAACCCGUCGGGCGGAAUGACGGCAGUGUGAGUGUCGAAAUUGAAGACGGGUCCCAUCAGACGAGCAGGGUGUUUCAGUGUCGAGACAAGUUUGGCGUGUUUGCAAGGCCAGACAAGAUCGAAAUUGGAUCUUUCCCACCGCUGGAUGAUCUGGACGAGGACAUGGAGGAAUUAUAG